Messenger RNA from Aspergillus novofumigatus IBT 16806, 400 nucleotides. RefSeq lists its product as uncharacterized. The record is from RefSeq and is a predicted model, not a curated record. The transcript has a single exon. The coding region runs from base 151 to 363 and encodes 70 amino acids. NCBI's taxonomy places the organism in Eukaryota, Fungi, Ascomycota, Eurotiomycetes, Eurotiales, Aspergillaceae.
GCAUGCAAGGGCCGUUGUCAUCAAUUCAUUCACUUUUCAACAUUAUAUACAUGAGUAGGGGUAGUAACAUGCUGCAUGGGACAAUCAAAGGGUGAUGAUGGCAUAAAUCUAUCCGAGCAUCUGUGCAGUAAAAGACGCAAUUAGAACGCUAUGGUGAGAUCAGCGCAAGAAGGCAACCGGAUAUGGCCACUCGUAGUGGUACUUCGAAGCAGGGGAACUCGACGUGAGGCAGUAUUCGACCCAAUUUCGGGUCACUGUGGGUGCGACCGGCCGUUCACCCAUCAUUGUUGGUGCCAUAUUGCCGCAUGUCUUCCUAGACAUGCUGAUGAGUAUGGUCAUACAUCAAUGACCGCCGCGAGAUAAGCCUGGUCGCCGCUGAGUUGGGUACAAGACAGGGAAA